CAAACACGUGGUGCCCACGUGACUAUGCUCUAACCCGGAAGUACUGUGAGUGGCUUUGACGUGUGUGAACAGCGCUGACUCUCAGCGAUGCAUGUGUUGAAUUAGAUGGACGCGUCAGACGAGCGUGAUGACGCGGACCUGCGCGCUCAGAUGGAGGAGAUCGAGGCGCUGUCCUCCAUCUACGGGGACGAGUGGUGUGUGAUCGAUGAAGCGGCCAGAGUUUUCUGCAUCAGAGUGUCAGAUGACUCGCAGCGGCCCACACUUACGCUCUGUUUACAGAUCAUACUUCCUCCAGAUUACCCGAGCUCGGCACCUCCCGUGUAUCAGAUCAACGCUGGCUGGCUCAGAGGAGCAGACAGAAUGACUCUGGCCAACAGUUUAGAGGAGCUGUACGUGGAGAAUACAGGGGAGAGUAUUCUGUAUCUGUGGGUGGAGAAAAUAAGAGAAUUCCUAGUCGAAAAAUCACAAAGUGCAGAUGGACCAGAAAUGGGUAAGACGGUGACAACAGAGGAAGAAGGUCAUGACUACGACGAGGACGAUCUUCCAGACUACAGCAUGCUAAAACUCACCAACCAAUCAGCUCAGCUCCUCUCCAGUGCUUCUGAUGAUGAAGAGUUGCCACUGAUUAAACACGGGGAGACUAUCACGGAUAGACGGAGCACGUUCCAGCCUCAUUUAGCCGCGGUGGUGACUCCUAAACAGGUUCAAACGGUUCUGAAUCAUUUAUAUGAAAACAAGAAGAUCGCAAGUGCCACUCACAAUAUCUAUGCAUACAGGAUCUACUGUGAGGAUAAAAACUCUUUCCUGCAGGACUGCGAGGACGAUGGAGAAACCGCAGCGGGGGGCCGACUACUCCAUCUCCUGCAGAUCCUGGACGUGCGUAACGUGCUGGUGGUGGUCUCUCGGUGGUACGGUGGGAUCCUGCUGGGGCCCGACCGCUUCAAACACAUCAACAACUGCGCCAGGAACAUCCUCAUUCAGGAGGGUUACACCGACACUUCAGAGGAAGCAUCCAAAGCUGGAGGCAAGAAUAAAAGACCUAAGGGCAAGAAGGCAAAAUAAAAAACCUUCCUGGAACAAAGAAGACCUGGAAUAAAGACAGACUUGGGACUGUGCUUUGUAAAAUCAUUCAGUGUUGUGAUGAGGGUUAAACAACUUGGAAGUCAAACCAAAGAUGGUUUCGUAAGCAAUUGAGUUUAAUGGUCUGUUGCUACACAUUAUGUCACCCUAAGUGCUUUGUCUUAUGAAUAAAGAUUUUUAUGAAGUACAAA
Messenger RNA from Carassius gibelio (silver crucian carp), 1271 nucleotides. It is a transcript of the gene impact, whose product is annotated as impact RWD domain protein. Lineage: Eukaryota; Metazoa; Chordata; Actinopteri; Cypriniformes; Cyprinidae. The record is from RefSeq and is a predicted model, not a curated record. Gene Ontology annotation, molecular function: protein binding. The transcript has 12 exons. Bases 106 to 1062 code for a protein of 318 amino acids. Gene Ontology annotation, biological process: regulation of translational initiation. Gene Ontology annotation, cellular component: cytoplasm.